AUGGAGGUCGAUAACAUCUCCUUUCCCCACCAUCUUCUGGGUAUAAUUCUAGCGAUAGCAGACUCAGAUCUUGUAUCUUUUGACCUGGAACUCUCCGGAAUACCCUCACGAAUACCGAGUUUUCCACGAGCUCGCGGUAGGGCAUCGCUCGAAGAUCGCUAUCUUGAAUGCAAGGCUGGCGCCGAGAGAUAUCAAAUCCUGCAGGUGGGUAUUACGUGCGCCCAUUUCGAUUAUAUAGCCAACAAAUAUGUCCUGCGACCGUACAAUAUCAAUAUAAGUCCUCUGGUUGAAGAACGUCUUGACAUCGAACGCGAGGUAUCAUUCCAAACAGGCGCAAUAUCGUUCUUGCUUGAACAUGGUUUCGAAUUCAACCUACCUUUCACCAGAGGAGUGCAAUAUCUUUCGAGAGCCGAGGCCGCACGAGCACAGCAGUUGGCCAACGACCGCUUCGACAAGAAAAAUCAUGUCGAUGACCUCCAGCUAAAGGAGACCGACGUGGACUCGCUAGACUUCGUUCGCCGUGUAAGAGAUGCAAUCACGAAGUGGAAGAAGUCCUCCAAGGGUUCACUGGAGAUCACCACUCACACUGGACUCAAGAUGCAGCCCGAGCUUCCUGCAAUCACUCGCUUCGAGAAACGUCUCGUGCAUCAGCUCGUGCGUGCCGAAUUCCGUGACCUUGUGACACUAUCAAAGCCGGACCACAUCCGUAUAAUUCAUUUCGAUGCAGACCGAGAGGCCGACAAUGCUCGCAGAAUGAAGAAGAGAGUGAAAGAGCAGAUUCUGAAGCAAACGGGCUUCCGAUGGGUGGUAGAAGCUUUGGCUGGUGGUUCUCUCCAAGAGCUCGACCCUGUAUAUUUCGCGAAAGAUACCACGGGCAUGGUCAUCGCUGCCGAUCUCGAUAGCAUCAAGCACCGGUUUAGGCGAGCGCAGGACCAGCUUAGCCGAGCGCAGCCCAUCCUCGUUGGACACAACAUGUUUACUGAUAUAGUCUACUUCUACAAGACGUUUAUAGGAGAUCUACCAGAUACUCUGGGUGAGUUCUGCAGUGCAGUCCAUAAGAUUUUCCCCAGGAUCAUCGAUACCAAGUACCUGGCAACCUUCGACGGUGGGGAUUUGAAUGCGUCGCCCCCUUUGCAGGAGAUUUCGGAGAGUCUCAAAACUCAACUCUUCCCGAAAAUCGCUACCCACGCUCACCAUACCAAGUAUCACGACACCGAAGCGUUCCAUGAGGCAGGAUACGACAGUCUUUUGACAGCCACUGUCAUGAUCCGUUUGUCGGCAAAGCUAAAUGCCACCAUGUAUAAGUCGUCUCCGCCGUCCUUGGCUUCAGGCUCCCUUGAUAGCUUCAAGACCGCAAUCGAGGAAAACCCACUUUUGCUUGAUGGCCGGGACAAGGCUGAGAGGCCAGUCACACUGCCACCCGUCGAUGAUUCACAGUCGCAUGUAGCGCUAAUAUCGCUUGAUUCCCUCCACAUCUCAGAUACGGACCAGAAGAAGAAAAGAGACAGAAGUAGGGGAAGGAAGGAUCGCGCAUCGAAUGAGAAAGAUAGCCAGAAAUUUGCGACGUUCAACAUCUUCGAGGGCUUACGUGCCUUGAAUUCAACAGCCCUAGAGGAUGAUGAUGGCAGUGUAUCGCCUGAUGGUGGCGUUCCUACUUGGGGGCACGCUGACGACACUCUGGCGCAAACGAUCAAUGGAAUCGAAAGAGACCCCAUGGAGCUUUUGCCUCCGCCCGAUUCCGCCUUCUGGGAAGAUUUUGGAAAUCGUCUCCGGAUCUUCGGUACCCAAGAGGCUGUUCUUAGAAUUGCGGAUUGGGUGAAGGCAUAA
This is a messenger RNA of Aaosphaeria arxii CBS 175.79, 1827 nucleotides long. Its product is annotated as CAF1-domain-containing protein. The record is from RefSeq and is a predicted model, not a curated record. Gene Ontology annotation, molecular function: poly(A)-specific ribonuclease activity; RNA binding. NCBI's taxonomy places the organism in Eukaryota, Fungi, Ascomycota, Dothideomycetes, Pleosporales. Gene Ontology annotation, biological process: nuclear-transcribed mRNA poly(A) tail shortening. The transcript has 3 exons. Gene Ontology annotation, cellular component: cytoplasm. The coding region runs from base 1 to 1827 and encodes 608 amino acids.